This is a messenger RNA of Anthostomella pinea, 1047 nucleotides long. NCBI's taxonomy places the organism in Eukaryota, Fungi, Ascomycota, Sordariomycetes, Xylariales, Xylariaceae. The record is from the annotation of a GenBank genome assembly.
AUGCCUAUCCAGAGUGACAUCGUCGUGGACCCCAGAUCUUUCUAUUCUUCAGCUACCAGCGAAGAAGUCCAGAAGAUGAACAAGGUUCUCGAGGGCUACACAGUCGACAGCGUGAACUGGUAUGACGUUGGGGCACCCAUGUAUCGGGAACUCCACGAGGCAGGCGAGACAUGGCUCCCGAAGCCCGUCUACCUGCCCGAGGCCCAAGAGGACACCAUCCCGUCAAGGGAGCCUGGCCGCCGCAUUCCUAUCCGCCUUUACAAGCCUGAUAAUGGCGCGCCGCCCAAGGCAGUGUUGAUGUUCCUCCAUGGCGGUGGUUGGGUUCUCGGAUCACAUAAGCACCACGAUUCGCACCUGCGCCGUUACGCGAACGCCUGCCAGGUCCUUUGCAUCUCAGUCGGCUACCGCCUCGCCCCAGAACACCCCUACCCAGCCGCGCCCGACGACUGCCUCGACGCCGCGACGUACCUCGCCGACCACGCGGUCCCGCAGUACGGCGCGCCCCUGCGCUUCGUGGCCGGCGAGUCGGCCGGCAGCACCCUCGCGGUACUGGCAGCGUUCCACCUGCUGCGCGAGCGGCCCGCCCACCGGCUCGCCGGCCUGGUCCUGACGUACGGCUGCUACGACCUCAGCCUGUCGCUGCCGUCUAUGCGCAGCACCUCUACACGGCCCUUGGGCCUGACGCGCGACUCCCUCGAGCACCUGCGCGACGCGUACUUACCUAACCAAAAAACGUGCGAGCAGAAGCGCGAUCCGCGCAUCUCGCCGCUCUACGCGGACAUGCAAACGCUAGCACAAAAGUCGGCGACCGGGAAGUUGCCCGCAGCGCUGUUCUUGUGCGGGACGGAGGAUUUCUUGUUGGACGAUACGCUGUUCAUGGGCGUCAAGUGGCAGGCGGCGUCUGCUGGGAGCGAGGCGGUGGCCAAGAUCUACCCUGGGUGUGCUCAUGGCUUUGAUGCGCUUCAUGGGACGAGGGAGGCGGAUGAGGCGAAUAGGUUCACGCUGGAGUUUGUGAAUGAGAAGUUGGGGGAUGCGUUGCGGGAAUAG